AUGGUAAAGAGCGGCGUCUAUUCAGAUUAUGUCCAGAGUCGCAUCGUACAAGCACAAUAUUAUCGGGAUCCAGCAAACGAGAAGGGUUAUUUGGAGAGAAAUCGAUUUUUACCCGGCCUGAACAACGAGAACGAUGAGAAUGUUAGAUACAAGCAGAACCUCAGUUCAUUGGACAAGUUUGUAAUGAUUCGAUUCAGUGAGGAUGUGAUGAUUAAGCCAGGCUACACAGCAGUAGGUGGUGAAUGGUUGGGAUAUGUUUACUGUGGUAUUAAACGGUCAACUAGUGGUUCUGGUUACAUGAUGAGGAUCGACAGCUUGUUCCGUUACAGAACCAGACGCUUUACACAGAAGACUGGCUUGGGCUCAGGUAUUUGA
Molecule: messenger RNA, 375 nt
Organism: Mucor velutinosus
Lineage: Eukaryota; Fungi; Mucoromycota; Mucoromycetes; Mucorales; Mucoraceae
Product: NADH:ubiquinone oxidoreductase
Exons: 1
Coding region: 1-375 (124 amino acids)
Cellular component (GO): lysosome
Molecular function (GO): thiolester hydrolase activity
Source: RefSeq, a predicted model, not a curated record